This is a messenger RNA of Ctenocephalides felis (cat flea), 1347 nucleotides long. Its product is annotated as transformer-2 protein homolog alpha-like. The record is from RefSeq and is a predicted model, not a curated record. Gene Ontology annotation, biological process: positive regulation of mRNA splicing, via spliceosome. Gene Ontology annotation, molecular function: RNA binding. Gene Ontology annotation, cellular component: spliceosomal complex. The transcript is spliced from 9 exons. Bases 138 to 1031 code for a protein of 297 amino acids. Lineage: Eukaryota; Metazoa; Arthropoda; Insecta; Siphonaptera; Pulicidae.
UACAGUGUGCGUUGCAAACAGGAUUACAGUUUUAAUUGUAAAUGAUCGAGUGUAAUUUAUUAUAUGCAGUGAAUAUUGUUGUUUUAUUCUGACGUUAAAAACUUUAAAACAAAAUAGUUACUAAUCCGUACAUAACAAUGAGCGACCACGAGAGAAGUCUCACGCGUGAGCGCAGUACGGAUAUGAAAAUAGAUCAUGGCACAUCACCUUCUCGUAGGCGUAUGAUGGGAGAAUCCCGUAGUCGUUCACCUUCUGCUCCUGCCAUGAAAUCUAUGAAAAAGAGCUAUUCAAGGAGUCCAAGUCCAGAAAGGCAACGUAAGAACUCAUAUCGUGAACGUGAACCCAAUGAAAGUAGGCGCAGAUAUAGAAGUCACAGUAGAUCCAGAUCGCCUCGCCGUUAUAGAAAUAGAUAUUCACAUUCAAGAUCCCGAUCUUAUUCUCCCAGGGGAAAGGGUUAUGACCGGAGAAGGUCUCAUUCCAGGAGUCCAAUGUCACAAAGACGCCGACAUGUAGGCAGUAGAGAAAAUCCAACACAAUCUAGGUGCCUUGGAGUUUUUGGAUUGAGUGUGUAUACUAGUGAAAGUCAAAUAAAUCAUAUUUUUUCUAAAUAUGGACCAGUGGAAAGAACAGUUGUAGUCAUAGAUGCACAGACUGGGCGCUCAAGGGGCUUCUGUUUUGUAUAUUUUGAAAAUGAAGAGGAUGCCAAAGUUGCCAAAGAACAGUGCUCAGGAAUGGAGUUAGAUGGUAAAAGAAUUCGGGUUGACUAUUCUAUAACGAAAAGAGCACAUACCCCUACACCUGGAAUAUAUAUGGGAAAGCCAACAUAUGUGUCGGAUAGAGGUGGAUGGGGCAAUAGUCGAGGAAGAGCAAGAGAUCGUGAUAGAGAUGAUUAUUAUGGAGGUGGACAUCGUGGUGGAUGGGGUAAUAGCUAUAGAGACCGACGCAGUCCUUCUCCACAUUAUAGAAGACGAAGAAGUGGACGUUCACGAUCACGUUCCUACUCCCCUCGUUUUCAUGCCGAGUAUGGAUGAAACUGAAAAUUUUAUCAAAUGUUGCAAGUUUCAAAUCAAGCAAAGAAUAUGAUCUCAAAAUGUUAUCACUCAUGCGUGAAGUAACAAGUUUUUGUAGAAGAAUGAAAUCUCUUAGGGCCUCAAGCUCAUAUCGAAUCCCACGGAAUAUGAAGAAAGAAACUUGAUAAGAUGACUGACUAUUUAAAAGAAUAUUGAAGUUGAAGAAUUGUCUGAAAUUCCAAUUCCUGACUUCUUGCUUGAUCAUAUUCUUUACUAAUUUUUAACAUGAAUUAUGGCCUUUUUUGACAUUCAUUUAUUGAUGACACUUUUUAUUACC